Messenger RNA from Leptinotarsa decemlineata (Colorado potato beetle), 699 nucleotides. RefSeq lists its product as uncharacterized. The record is from RefSeq and is a predicted model, not a curated record. NCBI's taxonomy places the organism in Eukaryota, Metazoa, Arthropoda, Insecta, Coleoptera, Chrysomelidae.
CGGAUUCAUCCUGGCUGAUAUUAAUUUAUGGAACUUUAUUCAUUGUUCACGGAUUCGUGAAAAUGUGCUGCAAGUGUCCUCCACUUCCGACAGGUUCUCUGUAUAUAAGACUGAAUAUCAUAUUUGGAAUAUUUUCUUAUAUUUCCAGUGGAGUAUAUAUCACUGGUCCUGUUGAUAUUCAAAUUAUAUCGAUUAGUAAAUGUCCUGGAUUCGAAGAUGAAGACAUACAUCUACAAUUUGAAGUUGACAAAAGUUCACAAACAAUAAGUGGAAAUAUUUCUUUGGAGACCGAGUUUGAUCAUCUAGUCAAAUUGAAUUUGAGAGAUAAAAGUAACCUAAAAUAUCCCAAACGUACUCUUCGCAGUUUCAUCAACCAAACAAGUUUCUGCAAAAUAAUUGACAACUACUUGAGCACAGAUGAGGAUUAUGACUAUGCAGAAUCUGGAAGUAAGGAAUCUAUUUGUCCGGUGUCUCAAGGUAUAUACACGGUCAAAGCAGCAACAGCCAAAUUCACAGUUGAAUUCCUACCUUAUGAGAUGUUAAGAACGAAAAGGUAUCAAAUGGAACUAAUCAGAAAUGGAAAGCUUCUGAUUUGUAGAGAAUUCGAAGUUGUAGCCCACCAAGAAGAUAUUUAAUUAUUCAGUUUAUGUGACUAUCUGGAAUUAUUCGUUGUUAAUAUAUGUUUGCAUUGAAAUUGAA